GCGCCAAACACUGCAGAGUUCGGGUUUGACUGGGGGAGAAGCUCGGCUGGAUUGUGAUGUUUUUACCGCCGUUAUCUGCACUUUUAUAGCUCCAGUUUUAUGUGGAGUUUAAUUAAAUACUGCAGUACUGAACCGUUACAGCGCCGGAAUCUGAUAAAUCUGAUUUCUGCCUUUAAUCAAGCGGGCUGUGCAGGAGGCCUGCCGGUCAGACGCUCAGACUGAGAGAGAGAGAGAGAGAGAGAGAGGGCGCAGAAGAUGUCGCUCUGGCGCCACAUUGUUGAUAAGCAGAAGGGCAGUGGCGGUGGCGCCCUGGGCGACAGUGUGUGUACACUUCCCCACAGCUCCAGCUCAGGCCUGCAGGGAGAUGAUUCCUCAGAUAUGAAGCAGACACAGCCCUGUCUACAGCAUCUACAGCCUGCUGGAAACAAGACCUGUCUGCUGCGCAGUCCACAGUCCAAUACAGGUUUUAUCAAAACAACCCCCUCAGGAUCCAUGAGGGACGUUUCAGCCUCCAGCCUGCACAGCUCUCCAGGUCAUUGUUGCACUCCAGCUCAGUCGCCUGCUGGAUUGGAGAGAUCCUUACUCAGACAGCUUGUCUCUGGAUCUCCUCAAACUCACAGUGCUGGAAAGAGGAGGCCACAACUCAUACACAACCCUAAUAAGGCCACCGUGACUGUGGACAGGACCACAGAGAAGGUGUUGGAAGUGAGCAAGCAAGCAUGCCAGCUAUUGGAGUGCAAGUGCAGUGAUCUCAUUGGUCAAACAGUGACAUCAUUCCUGAAGACCAGUCAGACCACAGAGAAUGUCCUGGGUGAAGAAAAUCUGGACACUGAUGGGAACUUGAUUACCAUAUUAGGAAAAGUGGUAAAUGCAGUGAGUAAGACUGGGGCAGAGUUCCCUGUGUCAGUGUGGACACAGUCACAUGACCUCACGUGUGUGCUGCUUCUGGAGAAAGUGGAGAGAAUAUCAGCCCACUUCUCCUUCUCUCAAGAGGGUGGGAUCCUCAGCUGUGAUUCCACCUUUGCUCAUCUCCAUGGGUAUUGUGAUGCUAAUGAGCUGACUGGGCUGUCAAUCACUUCGCUGAUGCCGUCACUGCAUGUUCCACUGCACUGCAGGGCCAUACCUAAGAUGUCGCGUGUGCAGAGGUUGCAUUUGCCAGGCAGCAGUGGUACAGCUCUGCGUGUGUGUGUUCGGCUGCGGGCUGCUGUGUCCUGUGGGAAGUUAUCAAACCAAAUAAACACAUCAGCUGGAUCCAGUCCCAGUGAGAAUUCAGUCAGAAACUCUAAAGAGAUCAGCCCUCCUGAACCAGGUGGAAAUGAAAGCAGUAAUGAUGGCCUUUCCUCACCCAAGUCGGGGGUGGUGUAUUCCGGGUCACUGUGGGCGUUUGCUCCAACCAGCAGCCUUCUGACUCUCCAUCCUAAUGGCACCAUAAACAGCAUCAGCAGCAUCUACUGCCCCCUACUGGUUGGCUACACAAUGGCCCAGCUGCUUGGCAAGAAUAUCACCUUCUUGAUUCCAGCCUUUUAUGAGAGAAUGUGUGCUUUUGACCAGAGCACUAGCCCUGUAGCUCAUCAACGGGAUGGAGCCACACCAAAACCCUCAAGCAACACUGGUUGUAAUGGUGUUGGACACGGUGCUUCAGGCCUAACUGCUGCUGCUGUUACGGAAAAGGAGGAUCAGCAAGACACAUACAUUUUCUAUAUAAAUCUGUUUUCAGAUCCUCAAUCACCGAUGGUUGGAGACAGCAUGAUGAUGUAUCAUGCAAAACAAAGAAGAGAAUGUGUUGGGAAAGGAAGAAGAGUUCUUGCUGGAGUCCGGACUAAACUGGUGCUGCAGGGCACAGCUCCAUGCACCAGUUCCUCUCCUGCAUUUCCAUACAAGCCUCAGGACAGGUUGGAGGACACAUCCGAACUUUGUGAAGAAGCAGCUGCAGCAGCAGCAGCAGGUCAGUGUAAUGAUUCUGUCGCAGAGGAGUCCACCACAGCCCUGCUACAGACCUUUGCCCUUUUGGAGUCUCAGGAUUACUUACCCCAGAACGGACACCAGCCACCCAAACGUGAUCAAGGGGUCCAAGAACCAGUGGGGUCUGUACCGUGCCCAAGAAAAGAGUGUACAGCAGUGGGCAGCCUGUGUUCGGACGGUGGGCUCCAGGAUUCAAGCUUUGAGGUGAUAUCCAUCGGGAGCCGGUCGUCUUCUGGGUUCUGUGAGAAGUGGGCGGGGCCUGAGAGGCCGGACGACACACAGCAGGAAGCAGAAGCAGCAGUGGAAGUAUUGGACUCGGGCAGCUGCUUCUUAAACCUGGACGCAAAUGGCGAUGUUAUCACACACGUUAUAGCAAACCUGGACCUGAGCGAGAGCGUAGAGGUUCCCAAUGAUCCUGGUGACCUCGAUGCCUCUCUGACCUCGUGUGACACGGCCGAACUCCUGCGUACACCCUCUCCAUACGUGGUUGAGUCUGAUGCUGAAACCGAGCCCCUAAAUGCACGGGGAAGCUCACUCCUAGAUCAAAAAAGUGCAGAAGGUUGCCUCAGCACACAGCAGAAAGAUUCAAAUCACCAAUUUGACCCUCAGCUGAACGAUCUGGAGCCGUGGACCCCGUUUUCAGAGUUCUCUAAAGACCAUGUUCUUGAUUCUCGGGGGAUGAGUGGUGAAAUUCUGUUGAUGUGCGACACCCCAGCAACUUCCACCCCAAAGAAGCCACAGUUUGCCCUGUGCACACCACAUUCUCCACUCCACCUCAUACAAGAGGGCUGGUUCCAGGCCAACUGCUACCACAGAGAUGGAACACCCAUCGAGGUGCAGUAUGACGUGCGGAGAGCGACUCUGGCCUGUGGAGAUGUUAUGUUCUGUGUGUGGCUGAGUGGAAGUCAUCUUCUCCUGCAGCAGCAGGAGACGCUGCAGAGCACACGGUCCCCCACAGCAGAGUCAUCAGUUCAGGACAACUCCGCUAUCAGCCUGGGAGAGGCAAUCAGUGAGGCAGCCCGUGGCGAGGGCCUGUGCUCCUCAGUGGACCUGGAGCAGUCUGGAGCGUGUGACGGACAGUUUGAGGAGGCCUACCAGCCACUGCGCACUGUGGGGAAAGGAGCGUUCGGCUUUGUGUGGCUUGCCUCGCGACGACAUGAUGGACAAGAGGUUGUGGUAAAGUUCAUCAGGAAGAGCCGGGUGGUGACAGAAUGUUGGGUGGAUGAUUCAGAGUUGGGUCUGAUCACUCAGGAGAUUGCCAUACUUGCCCGACUAAGCCAUCCCAAUAUUGUAAAGGUGAUGGAGGUCUUUGAGAACGAGAGCUUCUUCCAGAUGGUGAUGGAGAAACAUGGAGAUGGUCUCGACCUGUUUGAGUUCAUCGACAUGCAGCCAAGGUUGGAUGAGCCACUGGCCAGCUACAUCUUCAGACAGUUGGUGUCAGCGGUGACCUAUCUGCGUGGGAAAAGUGUGUUGCACAGAGACAUUAAAGAUGAGAACAUCAUCAUAAACACACUUUUCCACAUCAAGCUGAUUGAUUUUGGCUCUGCCACCACGCUGGAGCCAGGCAAGCUUUUCCACACGUUCUGUGGAACGCUGGAGUACUGCUCCCCUGAGGUUCUGCAGGGGAACCCGUAUGAAGGACCAGAGCUGGAGAUGUGGUCUUUAGGAGUGCUUCUGUAUACACUGCUGUUUAGUGAGAACCCUUUCAGCACUGUGGAGGAGACCAUACUUGCAAAACUCAACCCUCCCUGCAACAUCUCUUCAGAAUUGUAUGGCCUUCUCGCUGGCUUGCUCCACCCCAUGCCAGCUCAGAGGAUCACUCUGGAGGAGCUGCUUCAGGAGCCCUGGAUCCGGCAGCCUAUUAACUUAGGAGAGUACAGCUGGAGUGAAGUGUUCCCCUGCAGCCAAGACUCUUCUGAUCAUGCUGAGAACACCUCAAGUGUGCAGCAGGAGGACAUCAGGUGUCACGCUUCAGAGGGCACACCUCUAAAUGAUAAAGAUAUGGAUGAAGAUGAGCUUGAGGAGGAGGAGGAUGAUUAUGAAGAGCAAAGGAGAACAAUGGCAGCACUGGAAUCUGAACUCCUUAAGUAUCUCACUGAUGAGUGAACCUUUAAGCUGAGGUAGAUUUACCGUCCGGAAGACAUUCCAAACGAAGAAGAAAAAAGGUGGAGGACAAAAAUAAUCGUGCUUCACACUAAUCAUGUCCUGCUGCUGCCUGUUGUAUUUUUUUUUCUUUUCUGAGAAUAAGGGGGUGAGAUAUAUCCACUUCUUUCAUUUAUCCACAAGUGGCUGUGUUUAAAAAAAGAAUCCACUAAAUGGUCAGUGUCAAAGGAUUUGUAGAACACUUGAAGUCAUGUUAUUUUUGCUGUUGUUUUGUACUGUGUGGUGUUAGAGAAGAGUGUGUGUAUGUGUGUGUUUUGUCAGAAGGUGUGUAAAUCACAAAUUAAAAGAGGGCUUGAAUGUAAUUUUGCACUCUUGCUUAUAAUUGCUUAGAAUCUAUAUAUAUUUUUUUCAUAUUGAAAAAAAUUCCUAUACAAAAAGAUUAAUACAUUUUGUAAUCUAGCAUGACCAUGUUUGAUCUUGCUGUAUUUAUACAUUCUGCUCUGGCCUCUUAAUGAAGGAUACAUGUGAUUUAAAACAGUUGUGUAAACAACUAAUUUUAUGUUGAUUUUUAAGCUCUAAAUUAUUCACAUUUUAAAUAUUUUAGCAGAUGAAUAAAGUGUAUUUUUUAUUGACAUUCAUUUUGUUUUAUUUUUUGAAAAUAUAUAAAAGGGCUUUGUAAAACUUGCAUUGUUCAGAAAGGUGCACAUUUUUGAAAUAUUUUAGAAGGAAUUUUUAUUUAUUAAUAAAAGAAAUAAACCAA
Molecule: messenger RNA, 4825 nt
Organism: Astyanax mexicanus (Mexican tetra)
Lineage: Eukaryota; Metazoa; Chordata; Actinopteri; Characiformes; Acestrorhamphidae
Gene: pask
Product: PAS domain containing serine/threonine kinase
Exons: 20
Coding region: 256-4068 (1270 amino acids)
Biological process (GO): negative regulation of glycogen biosynthetic process; intracellular signal transduction; protein phosphorylation
Cellular component (GO): cytosol; nucleus; cytoplasm
Molecular function (GO): ATP binding; protein serine/threonine kinase activity
Source: RefSeq, a predicted model, not a curated record